Molecule: messenger RNA, 771 nt
Organism: Klebsormidium nitens
Lineage: Eukaryota; Viridiplantae; Streptophyta; Klebsormidiophyceae; Klebsormidiales; Klebsormidiaceae
Source: the annotation of a GenBank genome assembly
AUGCAGCGGCAGACCCUGGUUCCCAUUCACUACUACAUGCGCGGGAGGGAUCCCUCUCGGACGUCCGUUUUGGACCUGGCCUGCGGCACCGGACGCUUUCUCACCUUCCUCAAGGACAACUACCCGUCCGCACGGACGUACGGGGUGGAUCUCAGCCCAAAUUACCUGAAAGCUGCGGAGGAGAACAUGGAUUACUUCGAGAGAUUUGACAUGCAAGUCAACGGCUUCCGAAAGCUGUCGCGGCCUCGCUAUAUCCAGGCUAGCGCAGAAAGCCUUCCAUUUGGGGACAGAUCCCUGGACGUAGUUACGUGCGUCUAUCUCUUUCACGAGCUUCCCCCGGAGGCGCGCCGCGCGGCCAUCGCGGAGGUUUCGAGGGUUCUUGAACCGGGCGGCAUCUUCGUCUGGACAGACUCACUCCAGGAGGGAGACCGUCCAGAGAGCGCGCCGGUGGCGGCGCUGUUCCGCGCGCUGUUUCACGAGCCGUACUUCGCGAGCUUUCUGCGCGCGGACUUUGAGGGGAUGUGCGCGGCCGCGGGGCUCGCGCACGAGGCCACCAUCCUGGCCCAUCUCUCCAAGGCAAGCGUUUUGAUGUUUCAGGGUUCUAUCACCAUUAUUUACAAGCUUUUAAGCUGUUUCCAUAUCAGGCGGGCUGCAGAUCUGAGAAAUGGCUGGGGGACAAGUCUCUUUGCUAUCACCAGCGUCCAUCUUGUGAACGUCAACGAAUUGGACGGUUCAGAUCUGAUUUGUCAGAUAUCAUACCAGAGGUCCUGA